Molecule: messenger RNA, 4556 nt
Organism: Tachysurus fulvidraco (yellow catfish)
Lineage: Eukaryota; Metazoa; Chordata; Actinopteri; Siluriformes; Bagridae
Gene: rasgrp3
Product: RAS guanyl releasing protein 3 (calcium and DAG-regulated)
Exons: 17
Coding region: 400-2499 (699 amino acids)
Biological process (GO): Ras protein signal transduction; positive regulation of GTPase activity
Cellular component (GO): plasma membrane
Molecular function (GO): guanyl-nucleotide exchange factor activity; calcium ion binding
Source: RefSeq, a predicted model, not a curated record
UGAGUGAGUGGAGAGAUAGUGUUAGUGUUAGCAUGAGCCAGUGAACGAAAGACACAGAAGGACAGAAUCACAUGCUCUCCUCUCACACAGCACGCUGCUCUUCAGCAUGAACUCAGCGCUAUAGAGAGAGAGAGAGAGAGAGAGAGAGAGAGAGAGAGAGAGGUUUAAUUGUUUGUGGGUUUAAGUGUGUGUGUGUGUGUGUGUGUGUGUGUGUGUGUGUGUGGGCACAUUUGGACUAAUUACAGGACUGGAAUUGUGGAUUUAAGAGAGUCAUCAGUGAGCACAGCAAUAAUCAACCUGCGAGGGUUAGAGAGACUUACAGUAUAUCGCAGGACACGAGGAGGGACGACGAUCCGAUGGGACUGAUUAUAACUCAGUGAGUUCGGAGGCCUGAAGGUCAUGGGGUCGUUCAUGCUGGGGAAAGCGGCACCGCUGGAGCUGCUGUUAGACGCCUGUAUCACUGCGUUCGAUGAUGACGGAAAACUAAACGGUAAUCAUCUUCCCCGAACUCUCCUGCUGAUGCACCGAUGGUACGUCUCAUCUAAGGAGCUAGCGGGAAAACUCCUCAUCAUGUAUCGGGACAGUACAGGAGAUGACCGGGAGCGUAUGAGGCUGAAGAUCUGCUAUUUAAUGAGGUACUGGAUUGUAGAGUUCCCUGCUGAGUUUGAUCUGGAUCUUGGUCUGAUUCGCCUGACGGAGGAGUUUAGAGACGUAGCGGCACAGCUGGGCUGUGACCAACACCUCCGUCUGCUUGACAUCUCCACCAUCCCUUCAUAUGACUGGAUGAGGAAGCUGACGCAGAGGAAGAAGCAGGUAAAGAAAGGCAAAGCAUCACUGCUGUUCGAUCACCUGGAGCCGAUGGAGCUGGCGGAGCACCUCACCUUCCUGGAGUACAAAUCCAUCCGCAGGAUAUCAUUCACAGACUAUCAGAGUUACGUGAUGAACGGCUGUGUGAUGGAUAAUCCCACACUGGAACGUUCCAUUGCUCUGUUUAAUGGUGUGUCCCAGUGGGUUCAGCUGAUGGUCCUCAGUAAACUAACACCACAACACAGAGCUGAUGUCAUCAGCAAGUUCAUACAUGUGGCCCAGAAACUUCUACACUUGCAGAACUUCAACACACUCAUGGCGGUGGUUGGUGGUUUGAGUCACAGCUCCAUCUCACGCCUGAAAGAAACUCACGCCCACCUCAGUGCAGAUGUCACCAAGAUCUGGAGCGAGAUGACGGACCUGGUGUCGUCCAAAGGGAACUACAGUGCGUACCGUAAAGCCUACAGCGAGUGUGAGGGCUUUAAGAUCCCCAUCCUGGGUGUUCACCUGAAGGACCUGAUCGCUGUGCAUGUGGUUUUUCCCGACUGGAUCGACGAGAGUAAACUGAACCUGGUGAAAAUGCAGCAGCUCUACAUCACGUUUAAAGAGCUGAUGGUGCUGCAGAGCUCAGCAGCUCACGUGGAGCCCAACAUGGACCUCAUCAACCUGCUGACUCUUUCUCUGGAUCUCUAUUACACCGAAGACGAGAUUUAUGAGCUGUCCUUACUGAGAGAGCCACGAAACACCAAAUCUGUGCCCACGUCUCCAACCACGCCGAAUAAGACUCACGCUCCUCUGGACUGGGCUUCAGGAGUGACGACUAAACCCGAUCCUUCUGUCGUCAACAAACACAUCCGCAAAGUGGUGGACUCUGUGUUCAGAAACUACGACCACGAUCACGACGGAUACAUUUCACAGGAGGACUUCGAGAGCAUAGCGGCCAAUUUCCCCUUCCUGGAUUCAUUCUGUGUGUUAGAUAAAGAUCAGGACGGCUUGAUCAGUAAGGAUGAGAUGAUGGCGUAUUUCCUGAGAGCUAAUCCUGUGCUUCAGUGUAAAAUGGGACCAGGUUUCAUCCAUAACUUUCAGGAGAUGACGUACCUGAAGCCCACCUUCUGUGAGCACUGCGCUGGAUUCCUCUGGGGGAUUAUUAAACAAGGCUACAAGUGUAAAGAUUGUGGUGUUAAUUGUCAUAAACAGUGUCGUGAGUUGUUAGUGUUAGCGUGUCGGAGACUUCCACGUUCCCCCUCACUGUGCAGCGUCUCACCUGGAGCUCACAGCUCGUUACCCAGCAGCCCCACACUGCCCACCUCUAAAGAUGAAGACGAGGUGUUUGAGUUCCCCUCCGUGUCUCCUUCAGGGUCAGAUUUAGAGACUAACUCCAUCACUCUGGUCACUGGUUCUGCUCAGAGGAUCUCAGUGCGCUUUCAGAGAGCCACCACGAGUCAGGCCACCCAGACGGAUCCCCUGUGGCCCGAUAGCACCUGGAGCGAGUCCGGUUCUGGGUCACACACCUUCCCUAAGAUGAGGUGCAGGCCACAUCGUAAAAGCUCUAAAAAUAAAGGCUUUGCUCGCUGGGAAAACGAGACGAGUGUCCACGAGAGGAGGGAAUCACACAAGCAGCUGGAGGACGAGGGAAGGAACAGAGUGUCACCACUGCAGCACCAGUACGGCCAGGACGCCAAGAUCAGCUGACUUGGUGUCUCUGAGGGCCAGAUCAGGACUCAGGGGAGGUCUUCAGCUCCACGGCCCAGAAUGCUCUCCUCUCUGGGGUACGUUUUGAGGUGCUUCAGACCCCUGGAGUGACCCCAAAGUGUAGAAAGAGGCAAAUAAACAGAGAAACCAGAGCUGCUGCCCCGGGGUGCAGACGUUAAUGAGAGACAGUAUGACUGAAACGCUCACGUGGAUGCUGCAGAGGACUGAAGAUGAUUACACAACAUAUUGAUAUUUCUCACCAUCAUCACCAUCAUCAUCACCAUCAUCAUCAUAUUUUACUUUGUGUGUAAAGCCAAACAGUUGCCUGGAAGCAGAAAUGUGGCACAGAAGAAGCUUUUAUGGUUCUGCAGGUGUUUUGGGGUAAAAGGUGUUUUUCAGGACGCUUUUAUUUAUUCAGGGGUGGACAAAUCAGGGCUAUUACGAUCCAAACAGGCAAGAGAAAUGAACAGACUGAACCGAGUCAGACAGUAGAGCAGACUGAACCGAGUCAGAUUCAGACUCCAGGGAACAAGCGGAAUGUAGCAAGGGUGAAAGAUUUGGGGGUCAGGGUCAGAGACAGGAUUAGAGUCAGGGUCAGAGACAGGAUUAGAGUCAGAGUCAGGAUCAGAGUCAGAGACAGGGUCAGGAUUAGAGACAGAGUCAGGGUCAGAGACAGGGUCAGGAUUAGAGACAGAGUCAGAAUCAGGGUCAGGAUUAGAGACAGAGUCAGGAUUAGAGACAGAGUCAGGGUCAGAGACAGAGUCAGGGUCAGUAUUAGAGACAGAGUCAGGAUCAGGGCCAGGAUUAGAGUCAGGGUCAGAGUCAUGAUUAGAGACAGAGUCAGGUUCAUAGUCAGGUUCAGUAUUAGAGACAGAGUCAGAAUCAGGGCCAGGAUUAGAGUCAGAGAUAGAGUCAGGGUCAGAGACAGGGUAAGGAUUAGAGACAAAAUCAGAGUCAGAGACAGAGUCAGGGUCAGAGUCAUAGUCAGAGACAAGGUCAGAGACAGGGUCAGAGUCAGGGUCAGAGACAGUGUCAGGGCCAGGAUUAGAGACAGAGUCAGGGUCAGAGACAGAGUCAGGGUCAGAGACAAGUUCAGAGACAGAGUCAUGGUCAGAGACAAGGUCAGAGACAGUCAGAGUCAGGAUUAGAGACAAAGUCAGAGACAGCGUCAGGGUCAGAGAACAAUCAAAAUGUAGUGAGGGUGAAAGUGUUAGAGACAGAGUCAGAGUCAGAGUAAAGUUAUUAUAACAGUAUAUAUAUAAAUACAGUUCUAAUAUAAUUAAAAGAGAAAGUGAAAUAAUAAAUAAAUAAAUAAACAAAUAAAUAAAUAAGCUGCAGGUUUCUGACACAGUGCUGUGAGAGAAACAUAAUCAACUUCAGACUGAUAUCAGUACCUUCGCUUCAUCCCACCAUCCUGCCGUCCGUCGUUCCUUCGACAGUAAAUAAAGGACAGAGAUAAACGUGCACACAGACGUGUCCUCUGUGGUCCUGAUUUGUCCACUUCUUGGGUUAAAGGUCAUUUAGGAGGUGUUUGCUGUGUAAAAUGAGCUUCUUUAGUUUUGCACUAAAGCUACGAAGCUAGAAAGUAACGGCAUGCUAAUCCUGAAACUAUUAUCAAAUCCUUUGCUGUGUGUGUGUGUGUGUGUGUGUGUGUGUGUGUGUGUGUGUGUGUGUGUGUUUUCAUUUUGUGUCAUAUUCAGAGUUAAAACACUACAUAAGGUUUUUAGUAGAGGAGAAUUUAAGCUGAACGUGUGACAGGUUUCUGAAGUUCAUGCCAUGGUGCAGAAGGUUGGACUGAUAGACUAUAAUGUAGUGUUGGUGUUGAGUCUGAUGUUAGCGCGAUGACAUCAUCGAGUGGAGAAAAGUCAAUAACACUAAUGAUGUUUGAGCAGGAUCUCAUUAUGGACUGGAGAUGAAGGUACGGCGCUCAGAUCAGAAACCACACUCUGUCGCUCAGGAGGACGUGAUGAACAGAUCUACAGAUAAACAUAAACGAUCAGGACCUUUUAAUAUAUAUAUGAAGAUUCUUUUAUUAAAAUAAAUACAAUAUGUUAUUA